AUGCCAGAAAGAAUACGCGACCUCUUCUUCGCGUACGAGAACGAGUAUGGCGACUAUGAACGCAUUUUCAAGCUCACAGGCAUGCAUAUGAUCACUGAGAUGGCGACAAAGUUUACAGCGUACCAGUUCUUCAAUGAGAAACAGAAAAUUGCGGAGGAUAUGAGAAUGCACCUCAACGAGUACUUCUCCAAGCACCUCUUCGCGACGGUGGAGUCUUUGCAGAUCCAGGAGGAUGACUUGCCGGAGGCGUUCACCACGACGAUCUUGACGGCUGCCACGAGCAAGCAGAACAUCACUAGGAUGUCCAAGACCAUGGCGGCCAAGAUUGUCGAGUUCCAGACCGCGAGACAGAUUGCCGAGGCCCAGGCGAAUGUCACCAUCCAGAAGGCGAUCGGGGACCAGCAUCGCAUCAUGCAAAAUGGCCGGGCGGAUGCCGCGAUCAUCGAGGCUUAUGUGGAGGCGGAGCUGACCGCUUAUGGCAAGAUUCAUGGGGAGCUAGGACUGUCGGGUGAGGAUUUGAUCAACUACAUCUGGUACGACACACUCGGUGGUGGCGGGGUCUCUGCGGACACGCAGUCCGACAAGGAUGUGGAGAUGUUGGUGGGAGUGAACCCAAGCACGUACAUCUCCAAGUGA
Molecule: messenger RNA, 636 nt
Organism: Symbiodinium sp. CCMP2456
Lineage: Eukaryota; Dinophyceae; Suessiales; Symbiodiniaceae
Source: the annotation of a GenBank genome assembly